Molecule: messenger RNA, 1476 nt
Organism: Peromyscus eremicus (cactus mouse)
Lineage: Eukaryota; Metazoa; Chordata; Mammalia; Rodentia; Cricetidae
Gene: Nceh1
Product: neutral cholesterol ester hydrolase 1
Exons: 5
Coding region: 71-1297 (408 amino acids)
Cellular component (GO): membrane
Molecular function (GO): carboxylic ester hydrolase activity
Source: RefSeq, a predicted model, not a curated record
ACUUACUGGCCGUCUCCGGGUAGCAUCGCACCGUACCGCGGUCAUCUCCGGACAGCCCGGCCUGGGGACAAUGAGGUCGUCGUGCGUCCUACUGGCCGCGCUGUUGGCGCUGGCCGCCUACUACGUGUACAUCCCACUGCCCGGCGCGGUGUCCGACCCUUGGAAACUGAUGCUGCUGGACGCCACUUUCCGCGGCGCGCAGCAAGUGAGUAACCUGAUCCACUCGCUGGGGCUGGGCCACCACCUCGUCGCGCUCAAUUUCAUCAUCGUUUCUUUUGGGAAGAAAAGCGCAAGGUCUUCCCCGAAGGUGAAGGUGACCGACACUGACUUUGAUGGGGUGGAAGUCAGAGUGUUUGAAGGCUCUCCAAAACCCGACGAGCAGCUGCGGCGAAGCGUGGUCUAUAUCCACGGAGGAGGCUGGGCCUUGGCCAGUGCAAAAAUCAGCUACUAUGACCAGCUCUGUACAACAAUGGCCGAGGAGCUGAACGCCGUCAUCGUUUCCAUCGAAUACAGGCUCGUUCCACAGGUCUACUUUCCUGAGCAAGUUUACGAUGUCAUCCGUGCCACAAGAUACUUCCUGCAGCCAGAAGUCUUAGACAAGUACAAGGUGGACCCUGAGAGAGUCGGUGUUUCUGGAGACAGUGCUGGCGGGAACUUGGCAGCUGCCCUUGGACAGCAGUUUACAUACGUGGCCAACCUAAAAAAUAAGCUCAAACUGCAGGCUUUAAUCUACCCAGUCCUCCAGGCUUUGGAUUUCAACACACCCUCUUACCAGCAGAACGUGAACACUCCAAUCCUGCCGCGCCAUGUCAUGGUGAAGUACUGGGUGGACUACUUCAAAGGCAACUAUGACUUUGUGCAGGCGAUGAUUGUGAACAAUCACACUUCGCUGGAUGUGGAAGGGGCCGCAGCCCUCAGGGCCCGUCUCAACUGGACAUCCCUGUUGCCCUCAUCCAUCAAAAAGAGCUACAAGCCUGUCAUGCAGACCACAGGUGACGCCAGGAUCGUCCAGGAGAUCCCUCAACUGCUGGAUGCUGCUUCUUCCCCGCUCAUCGCAGAGCAGGAAGUGCUUCAGGCGCUCCCCAAGACCUACAUCCUCACCUGCGAGCAUGAUGUCCUUCGGGAUGACGGCAUCAUGUAUGCCAAGCGCUUGGAGAGUGCGGGCGUGAAUGUGACCUUGGACCACUUUGAAGAUGGCUUUCAUGGGUGUAUGAUUUUCACAAGCUGGCCGACCAACUUCUCCGUGGGAAUCCGGACUAGGAAUAGUUACAUCAAAUGGCUGCAUGAGAACCUGUGACAGAGUGGGCUCCUCCUCACAUGCACGAAGCUCUUGACCGCCUCCAUUUGCUUUGGGAAGACCCGCACUUUUCAAUCAUCCGAGCCUUUCUCUUGUUUCUCAUGAAUAUUGGAAUCUGUACCCUGCAGACCUGAUAAUCUACAUUUUAAAAGUAAUUCUAACUGACUAGUUUAAAAACA